Tachysurus fulvidraco (yellow catfish) is the source of this 836-nucleotide messenger RNA. RefSeq lists its product as uncharacterized. The record is from RefSeq and is a predicted model, not a curated record. The transcript is spliced from 4 exons. Lineage: Eukaryota; Metazoa; Chordata; Actinopteri; Siluriformes; Bagridae. Bases 230 to 478 code for a protein of 82 amino acids.
ACAGGAAGUAAUGCAGAAGGAAACACACACACACUAGUUGGGCCAUUUGUAUUCUCUUUCUCCUCUUUGUACUUUGUCUCUCACUCGAUUUUUCAGUUGGUAGUAAAAAAAGGGGCGGGGUUGAACAUUCAACAUUUGUACGCCAUGUGCACUGACCUCUCUUAAUCUCUUUAAUUCUUCACUUGGUUAGACCUCAAAUUCACACUUCAUACGCAAAAGGAUUCAGAUUAUGGGAAAUCACUCAUGCUUCAUGAGAAGAAAAGACACAUAUCAAGACAACGCAGGACAGCCUAAGGAGGAUGUUCUCUAUGCCACCAUUGAUCAUGGCAAAGAAAAGACAGCAGGGCAUGACAAAACGUCUGACAGAAGAAACUCCAAGGAUAGUGACUGUGAUUAUGCUGAAGUUAAGCUUCCCACUGAGACAAAAAAAAUGGACCACAACGAGGACUGUGCAGAUGACUAUGUCCUGAUGAGCUGAGCUUAAAAGCAUUGUGUGCUUAACUUAACAUUAGCUAUAUUUAUAUAUAUAGUAUAACACAACUUAUUUACAAUUUUAGACUCUAGUGGUUAACCAUGUGCACCUCAUCUUAUCAUCUUAUCAUAAUAAACAUUAACAAUAAUCAACAUAAAACUGUUAGCAUUUGGGUGACCACUGGUUUGCAUUUAUUUUGUUGUAUAGCUUUAAUUAUGUCACUUAGCAAAUUACUUAUUGUUAAGUUAAUACUCAGAGUGUGGAUUUAACUCUUUUAGUAUAGUUGGACACACACACACACACACACACACACACACACACACACACACACACACACACACACACACACACACACACACACACA